Molecule: messenger RNA, 1437 nt
Organism: Histoplasma capsulatum G186AR
Lineage: Eukaryota; Fungi; Ascomycota; Eurotiomycetes; Onygenales; Ajellomycetaceae
Product: 40S ribosomal protein S3
Exons: 3
Coding region: 141-956 (271 amino acids)
Biological process (GO): translation
Cellular component (GO): nucleus; cytosolic small ribosomal subunit
Molecular function (GO): structural constituent of ribosome; RNA binding
Source: RefSeq, a predicted model, not a curated record
ACUGCGAAGAACGAGAAGCAGCACUACCAGCUGUCGCCGUCACCAACGAAGCGCCUUCCCCCCUCGAAUCCUUAGUCCCUGCCGGUCCCUGUUUCUUUUUGUCAAUAUUAUAAAACAAACAAAAGUAACAAAUUGCAAUCAUGGCUGCCGUCCAAGGAGCGAUCUCGAAGCGCCGCAAGUUCGUGGCUGACGGUGUUUUCUACGCUGAGUUGAACGAGUUCUUCCAGCGCGAAUUGGCUGAGGAGGGAUACUCUGGUGUUGAGGUCCGGGUUACUCCCACGGUUACUGAUAUCAUCAUCCGUGCCACCCACACCCAAGAAGUUCUGGGCGAACAAGGCCGCCGCAUCCGCGAACUCACGUCCCUCAUCCAGAAGCGCUUUAAGUUCCCCGAAAACUCCGUCUCUCUCUACGCCGCCAAAGUCCAGAACCGAGGUCUCUCUGCUGUUGCUCAGUGCGAGAGCUUACGAUACAAGCUUCUUAACGGCCUUGCUGUUCGAAGAGCAUGCUAUGGUGUUCUUAGAUUUAUCAUGGAGAGCGGUGCGAAGGGUUGCGAGGUUGUUGUGUCCGGAAAGCUCAGAGCUGCCCGUGCCAAGAGCAUGAAGUUCACUGACGGCUUCAUGAUUCACUCCGGCCAACCCGUUCGCGACUUCAUCGACAGUGCCACCCGCCACGUCCUCCUCCGCCAAGGUGUGCUCGGCAUAAAAGUCAAAAUCAUGCGCGGCAGCGAUCCCGAAGGGAAGUCGGGUCCCCAGAAAUCCCUUCCAGAUUCCGUCACCAUCAUCGAGCCCAAGGAGGAACAGCCUGUCUUACAACCGCUCAGCCAGGACUAUGGUGCCAAGGCUCUUGCAGCUCAACAAUUGGCCGAGCAGCAGCGAUUGGCCGAACAACAAGAGGCGGAGGCUGCGGGCCAGGCUGCUGGUGGUACGGAAGGUGCAGUGGAGGGGGCUCAGGAGUGAUUUUUUGCUAGUUAAUGAUGAAUGGAGCUCGUUUUUUUUAAUGUUUUAAUUUUUUUUUUCCCCUCAAAAGGUCAUGUGUUGAUCUUGUUUGGCGUAAAAUAAAGACAAUGUUAUUUUCCUUCCUCCCUUUUGUUCAAUUAAGUUUCCCAUUUCUUUCUUUUCUAUCUGAUGAUUCUGUUGAGGUACAUGGAGAACUCCUUUUUUCCUUCUAAGCAUCUAAGCAUGUAUGUGGUGGAUGUGCGGCCUCCCUACGACAACUUGAUUGCAAAUAAGAUGAGAGAGAAUCGGAAAAAAAAAGUAGGUGGGUCAAAAAGUACACGCGAAAUCUUUUGCGAUAGAUGUAUUUUUCCUACCUUGGUGUGUAGAGGAGCAUGAAUGCUUGGCAUAUUACGCCUACAGUUAAAUCAACGCCCAUAUUUGUGACACCAAGGAAACCAAUCUAAAGAAAUGGUUUAACAAGCCUAAUAAUGCAUUCAUCUCC